AUGCCAACUGAAACAGAGCCUUACUCUUCUUCCAUGCUAGAGACAUACUCCGUCCGCACAGCAGCAAAUACAUCUUCUUGUUUCCUCUCACGAAUCAAACCACAUAUGAAACCCCUCGACGUUGGCUGUGGACCUGGAUCUAUCACAUUAGAUCUAGCUACCUACGUCCCAAACGGAACCAUAACCGGCAUCGACAGAAAGGAGAAAGCGAUUCAAUCCGCAAGACAACUCGCUCAGACACGCAAAAUCCAAAACAAGCUUCGAAAAUCGGCGCCGUAG
Penicillium angulare is the source of this 279-nucleotide messenger RNA. RefSeq names its product methyltransferase type 11. The transcript is spliced from 2 exons. The record is from RefSeq and is a predicted model, not a curated record. Bases 1 to 279 code for a protein of 92 amino acids. NCBI's taxonomy places the organism in Eukaryota, Fungi, Ascomycota, Eurotiomycetes, Eurotiales, Aspergillaceae.